AUGAUCUGCCUGUUUAUAGGAGGGCUACUGGGCUGGUCCUUCCUCCGAUUCUUCAACGCGAAGGACGUCAAAUACACUUCAUUUGCAACAAUCCUUACAGUGCACCUCGUACGGACCUUAGUUGUAAUUUGGAUGAAUGGCCGUGACUCAAACCAUAUUGAGUAUAAGACCGCGCCGAAAGACCCCCAUUGGCUGUUUGUUGGACCUCAAUUUCACGCACUACAUCAUGUCCAUCCCGAUCGCUACAUGAGCUCGGUGGUGAAGGUAUUUGAUUGGGUUGCAGGGACCGCGUAUUCCCUACGAAACAAGAAUAUUGCCAUAACAGGGGGCUCGGGGGCAUUUGGAUCUGCACUCCAAAAGCAGCUACGAGCUGAAGGGGUUAGAAACAUACACAUGUUGAAGUUUGGUACACACUGGACUCACCAUGACUUCAGCCAUGUUGGACCGGCCUUCGACAAGGCUGAUAUCCUUAUUUUGGCCCACGGCACCAAAGGCAAGGAUGCUAUGGAUUCGAAUUGCAACUCAGCGAUCCGUCUGGUUCAACUUUAUAUGGAUCGAAGAGUUCACCGAAAAGACUACAAGAACACAAUGCCAGAGAUCUGGUACAUAGGCAGCGAGGUUGAGCUGCAUCCUGCGUUUGGAGCUUCGGAUAUGCAACGGUAUUCUGCCUCGAAACGGGCCUUUUUACCCUACGCCCGGGCCCUGUACGACCAUCCAAAGAUAAUUUAUCGCCAUAUUGUACCUGCUGCCUUCAACUCACCGAUGGGAAAAGCUUUUGCUUCCCCGGAAUGGGCUGCAGGUGUUAUGAUGUGGUGGAUCCGUCGCGGAGCCUGUUACGUCCCAGUCACCUACACGGGAAUCGCAUACUUAAAUUUUGUGAAGUUUAUUGGUUUUGUCCGUCCAGACUUCGACAGGGUUGCAUGUAUCGACAAAGCGAAUUGA
Aspergillus terreus NIH2624 is the source of this 942-nucleotide messenger RNA. RefSeq lists its product as uncharacterized. The record is from RefSeq and is a predicted model, not a curated record. NCBI's taxonomy places the organism in Eukaryota, Fungi, Ascomycota, Eurotiomycetes, Eurotiales, Aspergillaceae. Bases 1 to 942 code for a protein of 313 amino acids. The transcript has a single exon.